AUGCAAACAUUUGUCAAAAGAUCAAUUCGCAAUAUACCAAAAAUGGCCACUAGUGCUCACCAGAAUUUUGCAAAAUAUCUUGCAACUGACCAUAUGGCCAGUGACUUGGUUCCACUGGAUGCUUCUAAACUUCAGGUCACUCGUACCACUCAGCCAAAAUCCAAGCUUCCUAAGGAAAAGCUUGUUUUUGGUCAGUCUUUCACCGACCACAUGUUGACAGUUGAAUUCGACCAAGCAAGCGGUUGGGGCACCCCAGAGAUUAAGCCUUACGGCCCUCUUUCUUUGGAUCCUUCUGCUUGCGUUUUUCAUUAUGCAUUUGAGUUAUUUGAAGGUAUGAAGGCCUACAAAGACUCCCAAGGAAAAAUACGUCUGUUUAGACCCGACAUGAACAUGGCACGUUUCAACAAAUCCGCCGCUCGUAUAUGUCUUCCAACUGUUGACGGCGAGGAACUUAUCAAAUUAAUCAGCGAGUUGCUCAAACUUGAUCAAUCAUUUGUCCCCGAAGGAGAAGGCUACUCAUUGUACAUUAGACCCACAUUGAUCGGAACUUCAUCUGGACUUGGAGUAGGUGCCCCAGAUAAGGCCUUGCUCUACGUAAUUUGCUCCCCAGUGGGCCCUUACUACCCAACUGGAUACAAAGCUAUUUCAUUAGAGGCCACCGACUACGCCACUAGAGCUUGGCCAGGAGGUGUUGGUGACAAGAAACUGGGUGCCAACUACGCUCCGUGCAUUAAGCCUCAGCUGUCUGCAGCCAAGAAUGGUCAUCAACAGAACUUGUGGCUGUUUGGAGAAGAGAAGUUUAUCACCGAGGUUGGAACUAUGAACGUUUUCUUUGUGUUCAAGAAUGCAGACACUGGAAAGAAAGAACUUGUAACUGCUCCAUUAGAUGGAACUAUUUUGGAGGGUGUCACCAGAGACUCUAUAUUAAAAUUAGCUCGUGAUAGGCUGGACCCUAAUGAGUGGGAAGUUAACGAGAGAUAUUACACUGCCCACGAGGUUGCUGAAAAAGCUGAAAACGGUUUGCUAGUAGAGGCCUUUGGUUCAGGAACUGCUGCUGUCGUUGCUCCAAUCAAGAACAUUGCCUUUAACGGAAAGGAUUACGACGUGCCAUUGGUACCUGGUGAACAAUAUGGUGAGAUGGCCAAGACUGUUGCCGACUGGAUUGCUGACAUCCAAUACGGUGUUGUUGACAGUGAGUGGUCAAGAGUCAUAAAUUAG
Molecule: messenger RNA, 1218 nt
Organism: Komagataella phaffii GS115
Lineage: Eukaryota; Fungi; Ascomycota; Pichiomycetes; Pichiales; Pichiaceae
Product: Mitochondrial branched-chain amino acid aminotransferase, homolog of murine ECA39
Exons: 1
Coding region: 1-1218 (405 amino acids)
Biological process (GO): L-leucine biosynthetic process; L-valine biosynthetic process
Cellular component (GO): mitochondrion
Molecular function (GO): branched-chain-amino-acid:2-oxoglutarate transaminase activity
Source: RefSeq, a predicted model, not a curated record